This is a messenger RNA of Mytilinidion resinicola, 360 nucleotides long. RefSeq names its product ankyrin repeat protein. The record is from RefSeq and is a predicted model, not a curated record. The annotation marks the transcript as partial. Gene Ontology annotation, molecular function: protein binding. The transcript has a single exon. NCBI's taxonomy places the organism in Eukaryota, Fungi, Ascomycota, Dothideomycetes, Mytilinidiales, Mytilinidiaceae.
GAGGAACGCACUGCGCUGCAUUGGGCCGUAGAACGAGGGUUUGCCAAUGUUGUGAACAGACUGCUUGGGAAGAAGGUUGAAGUCAACGUCAAGGACGCCUGGGGAAACUCGCCGCUUCAUCUUGCCGCAUGGAAAGGUCGGGAUACAAUAGCCCGGGCAUUGCUAGAUCAUGGUGCUGACCACGAUCUUCUGAACGAGGAAGGGCAAUUGCCGCUUCAUCUAGCAGCAAUGAUGGGUCACGCCGCAGUUGUCCAGCUGCUAUACAAGGAGACUUCUAGCACGAGUGUGAAAGAUGAUCGAGGCAAAACGGCACUGGACUAUGCAGAAAGCUGGGCAAAAGAAGAGGUUAUCACCAUUCUU